Messenger RNA from Yarrowia lipolytica CLIB122, 2415 nucleotides. RefSeq lists its product as uncharacterized. The record is from RefSeq and is a predicted model, not a curated record. Gene Ontology annotation, molecular function: oligopeptide transmembrane transporter activity. Gene Ontology annotation, cellular component: plasma membrane. Lineage: Eukaryota; Fungi; Ascomycota; Dipodascomycetes; Dipodascales. Gene Ontology annotation, biological process: transmembrane transport.
AUGAGCUCAGAAUCGAUCCAGGAGCACGAAAAGUCGGACGACAAGUUCCGCUCGGAGAAGGAGAUCCACGAGAUCGAGUUCGAGGCGACCGAAGUCUCGGACGGCUCUUUCAUUGACUACGUCGGUGAAAAGCUCAACUUCGUGCCCGAUGAAAACGGCAUCCACACCAAGAACAUCCGCCUGAUGGCCAACUUUGUGGCAGAGCUGUCAGACUCCGAAGCUGAAGAGAUCCUGCUCAAGUUCAUCCCCGUUCACGAGGAUGACUACAACCUUCGUCUGGAAUACAAGGAGUACCUAAAAGCCCUUGUUUCGGGAGAGAAAGACGCUCCCAAUCCAGAUACGUACUCUUUGGACCUCCGAAUCGAAGCUGCUGCCAUCAAAUACUGGUCUCCUUACAUUGAGGUCAGAGCCGUCACUGAUUGCUACGACGACAUGGAUGAGCCCUGCGAGACCAUCAGAGCGUAUGCUAUUGGUCUGGUAUGGCUCCUGGUCGGCUGCUUUGUCAAUCAGUUCUUCAUCUUCCGGUACCCUUCGAUCUCCAUCGGCUCUGACGUUCUCCAGCUGCUCACCUAUCCCUGUGGAGAGCUCCUUGCCCGUAUUCUUCCUGACUGGGGCUUCACCUGGAGAGGUACUCGAAUCUCCCUGAACCCUGGACCUUGGAGCCGAAAGGAACAAAUGUUCGCCACCUUCUUCUUGUCGGGAGGAGAUGGAGCCACCUACGUGUCUGCCUACAACCUGCCCACCCAGUUGCUACCCAUGUACUACAACCAAAAGUGGGCCACCUUUGGCUACCAAAUCAUGCUGACUCUGUCAUCGCAGUAUAUUGGAUUUGGAUUUGCAGGAAUCCUCAGACGGUUCGCUAUCUACCCUACCAAGGCCAUGUGGCCCCUGAACAUGCCCACCAUCGCCCUCAAUCGUGCACUUCUAGAUCCCGAAAGAAAGCAGAAGAUCAACGGAUGGACCAUCUCCAAGUAUUGGUGGUUUCUUGCCACUUUUGUGGUCUCCUUUAUCUACUACUGGAUCCCUGAUUACCUCUUCCAGGCGAUCUCCAAUUUCAACUGGAUGACUUGGAUUGCACCCAACAACGUCAACCUGGCACUCAUCACCGGUCAAUCUGGAAUGGGCAUCAAUCCUAUUCCUACAUUUGAUCUCAACCAGAUCGGAGUUGGCAGUGUCGUGACUCCCUGGUGGUCUAUUGUCAACAGUCUGAUCGGUCUUGUUAUCGGUACUUUUGCCGUCAUCGGUGUCUACUACUCCAACGUCCGAUGGACUGCCUACCUGCCCAUGAACAUGCCUGGUAUCUACAACAACAAAGGAGGCAGCUACAAGGUGACAAAGAUUCUUACCAACGGAGUUUUUGACUUGGAAAAGUACCACGAAUACGGACCUCCGCUGUGGAGUGCAGGAAACCUCGUGGCCUACGGAGCCUUCUUCUCCGUCUACACCCUUGGCUUUGUCUAUACAAUGUUGGCUUACUGGCAAGACAUGAAACAGGCGUCUAUCGACUUCUACAACGGAAUUGCCUUCUGGAAUGGAACUAAACGUACUGAGGUCGACUCACCUUUUGCCAAGCAGCUCAAAAAGUACGCCGAUGUGCCUGAUUGGUGGUUCUUCCUCAUUCUGCUCAUCUCCAUCGGAUUCUGUAUCGGAACAGUCAAGGGAUGGGAAACCACCACUCCUGUCUGGGGUAUUUUCUUUGUCCUUGGUAUCAACCUCGUCUUCCUGAUCCCCAUCUGUCUUCUGCAGGCAUACACAGGGAACGGAUUUGCUCUCAACGUGCUGGUCGAAAUCAUCUGUGGAUACGCUCUCAACGGUCGUCCCACGGCCCUAAACAUUCUCAAGGCUUACGGAGUCAACGUUGACUCUACGUCUCAGGGAUUCGUAUCUGUAUGGAAGACCGGUAUGUAUACUUAUGUUCCCUCUCGAGCUAUUUUUCGAUCCCAGGUCUUGUCAACUCUGAUCAGUGCCUUUGUCACCGUCGGUAUUCUCCAGUAUCAGCUUACUCUCCAGGAUAUUUGCACUCCUGCCCAGAGAGCUACCACCAAGUUCACCUGUCCUGGUCAGAACACCUUCUACGCCGCCUCCGUGCUUUUUGGAGCCAUUGGAACCAAGCGUUUCUUUGGUACUGGAGGAAACACGGGCCUAUACCCCUUCCUCAAGUGGUGUUUCCUCCUUGGAGCUGUUGUGGGUCUUGUCUUCUUUGUUGUCCAGUACACCAUUCCUCACUACAUUGGAAAACGGUUCCCAGAGCGAAAACAAGCCAUGAUCCGACUUUCAGAGCGUCUUGGAAAGUACAACCCCGUGGUCAUCAACAUGGGUCUCAUUGGAUUUGCUCCUGGAAACCUCUCAUAUUCCAUUGGAGGCGUCUACCUUGCAGCCGCUUGGACUUUGUACAUCAAGAAGCCGGUUCCCUGA